AUGUCGCUCACACCAUCGAUGAUUGGCCUUGACUCCAUCUCCACAUCCAGAUCUGACAACUCGACAGCCAGUCACGGCAGCGUCAGGUCAGAGCUUCACGCUGGAUUGGACACUGCCGCGCUUCUUAAGGCACUGCACGAUGCGCAUAGCCAGCACGAUGCACAUAGCCAGCUCAAUGCUGUGAAGGCUGAGAACCAACAGCUAAAACAAGAACUUGCCGCUUCCUGUUGUCAAAACAAUGGCUCCAAAGCUCCGUCGCAAGAACUUGCUGCACACGACGAAGAAAUCAGUAAACUAGGGAAAGUUUUUGCUCAUUUUUACUUGUUCUGGAUUCAGCAGAGCACACCUUCCCCAUUCGAUAUUUCUCGCCCUGACUUCACGUGGGAUAGCAAGGACCGGUACCUCGAUUCAACAACAAGAUUAGCCAGCCAAACUGCAGAGCUCUACAUGUGUGUUCCUCCUCAAUACCAUGACUACAUGGUGAAGCAUGAGAAUUUCCGAAGUAUUUUCCGAGCGAGCGUCUCAUCAGGCCGCUUGAACACACUUCUGCGCACGCGUGGGAGCGCAGGGGCAAUUUUUGGCCUUGACCAAAGCCUCUUCAACCACAAUCCCAAGUGUGACGAGAAGCGCAUGGAAGCUAAUCCUGAACUUGCGACACUUCUUGGCUUCAACCCCUGUGGGAAAACACCUACAGCACGCUACCCCUCAAAUGCACCAGUUCUCUAUACUAAUGGCAAUAUUCAUGAUGAAGAGGGCAUGUUCAGAAGUGAUUACUUGAUCUCCAUUCGUUUUCUUCUCAGAGGUGAUCUUGAGCUGAACAAGCAUGGUGUUGGAAAACUUACAGGAAUCAACUACGCGAGCGAGGCAGAAGCUUACAAAAAGCUUUUAAUCGAAAAUCAGGAUGCGCCAACCGUUCGAAAGCUCCUGCAAUACUGGAACAUGCAAGUUUUUCCACAAUUCCUCCUCGCUCCCGACUCACAGGACGAAGAAGAAGAAGCACCACGUGUCCGGGUUGACGCUGAUGAAAACCCAGGUCUCGAUUCCAUGUUCCGUGGACUGCGUAUGGGAGCCGACACUUCUUCAGCUCCCACUUCGAAAAAUUCUAGCUCACUCCCACUCCCCCAGACCCUUCCAACCGAUGUAGAGUGCGUGAACGCCCACUCAGAUGUGGAACAGGCGCCGGAUUUGCAUCCAAACGUGGAAGUGCACACCCCUGCUCCUGUUGCGCCCAUCUCCCAAUCAAUCAAUCCACCCCGUGGACGUCAUCGAGUCCCCACGCCUGUUCCCUCAACCUCCGAGGCUGUUGCUGAUGUGCCUGCGCCACCCACUGAAGCUCCCUGUGGUCGACGCCCAAAACAGGUUUCGGUUGUUCACGUUGAUGCUGAUUCAGGUGCCGGAAUACCUGCGGCGCUCGCUCAUCCAAGUCGGCAGAUGCGUGGUGCAAAAUUGAAGGCAAAUGCGAAAUAG
Molecule: messenger RNA, 1467 nt
Organism: Laccaria bicolor S238N-H82
Lineage: Eukaryota; Fungi; Basidiomycota; Agaricomycetes; Agaricales; Hydnangiaceae
Exons: 4
Coding region: 1-1467 (488 amino acids)
Source: RefSeq, a predicted model, not a curated record